This is a messenger RNA of Zingiber officinale, 976 nucleotides long. RefSeq lists its product as uncharacterized. NCBI's taxonomy places the organism in Eukaryota, Viridiplantae, Streptophyta, Magnoliopsida, Zingiberales, Zingiberaceae. The record is from RefSeq and is a predicted model, not a curated record. Gene Ontology annotation, molecular function: zinc ion binding; nucleic acid binding. The transcript has 2 exons. Bases 156 to 716 code for a protein of 186 amino acids.
CGACUUGGACUGAUUUCAAGGAGGUAUUCUAUGGAAAGUAUUUCACAGUUGACAACAGGACACGGCUGGCACGGGAAUUCUUGGAGCUUCGCCAGGGAGAUUUGUCAGUGGCGGAGUAUGUCAGGAGGUUCGAGAGAGGACGCUAUUUUGUACCUAUGAUUACUAGCCAACCAGUCGAGGAGCUGAAGCACUUUACAGAAGGUUUGAGGCCGGCUAUUCGCCAUGAUGUCAGGCUGAGUCGGGUCACCACAUUCCGAGAAGCCGUUGACCAGGCACUGAUGUCCGAAAGAGACAGAAAUGACAUGAUCAAGGAAGCUCAGAACAAGAGACUGAGUUAUCAGGGACGGGAUCAGCAGGAGCCGGGGAAGAAGAAGACAAUUCCUGGUCAGAAUUCAGGAAAGCAGCCGUUUAAGCAAGCACAACCGCGUCAGCAAAUUCAGAAGACACAAGCAGCUGAAAGCACUGGUUUCAGGGUCGAAAACAAGGUUCGUUGUUCCAAGUGCGAGAAGAUUCAUGCUGGGCAGUGCUUAACAGGUACAGAUGCGUGUUUUAUGUGUAAGAAGUCAGGACACUUCGCGAGGGAAUGCCCACUGCUCAGGGAGCCAACCAAAGGGAGAGUAUUUGCGAUGACUCAAGAGCAGGUGGAUCUGGACACGACUAUUAUCACAGGUGAGGACGUGUCUCCGGACACGGCAGAGGGCCUACGGACGGAGUAGGCGAGGAGGCGAGAUGGACGCAUGACGUUGUCCGGAUAUUAGGAGUGCUGAGUUUAGGUGCUUCACGGGAAGGGUCUUUGCUUCGGAGAGGUCAAGGGUUUUUGAACGGAAUUUUAUUUGUCAUACCUUGUGAGAGAUGUUGAUUUUUUUUAUUUUCGAUAAAACAGAAUGUUUGAUUUGGUAUCGUGUCAUAAGUACACGCUUGGUUUGUGUUUGGUGGGUGAUGCACUAUAUAAAAAAAAAAAAUUGAGGGUUGGUUA